AUGUCGGCAUCUGAGACAACGACAAAGGAGCCUCCUGAAGGAAAUGACUCAACACCAGCUGAGUCGUUAGCCGGACCAAGUCAAGUAAAGGAAGAUAAUGCAGCUUUCGUCACGACUGCUGCAGCCAAAAAGACAGAGCCAAUGGGUGUCAUGCCGUCGAUAUUGUCGUCUCAGCAGCCUGGGAAGGACGUUUCCAGAGCUGAAGAGGAGGGGGAGAAAUGGUCGCCCGCCUCCUCGCCAACAAACAAACCUGCUGCAGGACACGCAGCAAAGUCCCUCCCAUCCAUGUCCUUAUUGUCCUCCUCUCCCUCUACGUCUUCAACGUUGUCCCCCGGCCGAGCGAAGAUGAGCGUUUCUGGGCCUGGCAGUAGUAAAUCCGUCCUGCCGCCAGCGCCUCCCUCCUCCUCCUCGUCCUCCUCUUCCUCCUCCUCCUCAUCCUCCUCUUCCUCUUCCUCCUCUGCGACGGCUUCAUCGUCUCCCUCUGUCUCCCCUGCGCCACCCAAGAUCCACAGAGCCCGCAAGACCAUGAACAGGCCUCCACCAGUGCAGGUGAGCCGUGUUGAGCCACCUGCUGAACCUGUGACUCCUUCCGGAUCCUCAGCCUCGCUUUCCUGUGACACUGAAACUGUUGCAAAGAAGAGAAAACUGGGCCAGUUAUCUGACAGCACACCUGAGAAAUCGGAGAAAUCUGAGAACAUCCCAGACAACGCUCAAAUCGUGGAGGAAAAGUUAUUCCAUAAAAAGGCGGAGUCCGUCACCAAGCCUCCAGCGGUGAAGAGCAGCAACUCGGAGGAGGAAGCAGUAGAGAAAGUUGAGAUUUCCAGUCCGUCCAAGCGAGAUUCAGACAAGUUUGAAGAUGUGGGGGGAGAAGCAAGGCAGAGUGGUAAAGACAGAGAAGGGUCAGUGAACAUGUCCGAUCAUCUCACCUUUUUUAUACAUGUAACGGUUAUAAAUUCAGACCGAAUUUCUUUCUCGCAGCGUUCGGAGCCUGAAACACUGAGAGACGUCCAGAGUAGGAAUAAAAGCGAGGAGCUUUCUUGGCCGCAGCUGGACCAGAACAAAGAGAGGAACACUGCUGAUGUGGUGGAGACUGUGGGAGCAGGAAGGUCCACUGAGUAUACAGAGGUUCCCCUCGGUGCUCUGGACAUCGCUGCUGCUGACAGUCUAACACUCUCGCCUCACCAUGAAGGAAGUGAUGCGGGGGACACAGAGCGGCUGGAGGAGCUUCCUCUGUGCAGCUGCAGGAUGGAGGCUCCUCGUGUCGACAGCACGAGCCACCACGUCAGCAGACAGUGUAUGGCCACUGAGAGCAUCAACGGAGAGCUGAGGGCUUGUACCAAUCGGACUAUUAAAGGUGAGACCAUGCGGCCCUCCAGUCGGGUGCCCCUCAUGCUGCUUUGUGACGUCCAUCGGUCACACAUGGUCAAACAUCACUGCUGCCCCGGCUGUGGAUACUUCUGCAUAGCGGGCACGUUCCUUGAGUGCUGCCCGGACCAGCGCAUCGCUCACCGCUUCCACCGGGGUUGCGUGACGGUGCUGGGUGGCGCUCGGAGCAGGGCGAACGGCGGCGGCAUGCUCUUCUGUCCACACUGUGGCGAAGACGCCUCCGAGGCUCAAGAGGUCACCAUCCCUUCCUUCAGCUCCGCCACAGCCUCAGCAACCACCGUCGUCACCAUGUCGGCCUCCUCCACCACCACACCGUCUCUGCCGCCGUCCGCCCCCAACGCACCCUCCCUCACGGCCUCGACGGGAGGGAUGAAGGACGGGAAGAUGCCCGAAAGACCAGUCAGUGCUCGUAUGCGUAGCCACGGCUUGGUAACGUUGGCGGUGGAGCAACAGCAACAGCAGCAGCCCCCGCAACCUACAACUGUGGCCGCCGUCCCCCCACCAGAAGAGGGAGUGGACAGCGUAGGACCCUCUCUCUGUAUGCCGAACGGGAAACCCAUCAGCCCCAGCGCUCUUCCACCAGGACCCAGCAGAGCGGCACUACAGAAGGCCAUCCUCACACAGGACACUGAGAGGAGGAAGAAACUGAGGUUCCACCCUCGUCAGCUCUACCCCGCUGCCAAACAAGGCGAAGUGCAGAGAGUUCUGCUCAUGCUGAUGGAGGGCAUCGAUCCCACAUACCAGCCUGACUCUCAGAACAGGCGCUCUGCUCUCCAUGCUGCAGCUCAGAAAGGUCUGCUGGAAGUCUGCUACAUCCUGAUACAGGCCGGUGCUCAGGUCGAUGCCCAGGACAAGGACCUGAGGACUCCUCUGCUGGAAGCGAUCAUCAACAAUCACAUUGAGGUGGCUCGUUACCUGAUCCAGAACGGUGCCUGCGUCUAUCACGUUGAGGAGGAUGGUUAUACUGGCCUGCACCACGCAGCCAAACUGGGCAGCCUGGAGAUUGUCACCAUGCUGAUGGAGACGGGGCAGGUUGACGUAAACGCACAGGACACCGGCGGCUGGACACCGAUCAUCUGGGCAGCAGAGCACAAACAUGUUGGUGUGAUUAAAGCACUGCUGAACAGAGGAGCUGAUGUUACUAUUAAUGAUAAGGAGCUGAAUGUGUGCCUCCACUGGGCGGCCUACGCAGGAAACGUGGACAUAGCAGAGCUGGUGUUGAACGCUGGCUGCUCCCUCUCCUCCGUUAACAUGCACGGAGACACACCGCUCCACAUCGCCGCCAGAGAAGGCUUCCUGGAGUGUGUUACGUUGUUCCUCUCCAGAGGCGCAGAUAUAGACAUCAUGAACAGGGAAGGAGACACGCCUCUCACCCUCGCUCGAUCCGACACGCCGGUGUGGGUGGCGCUGCAGAUCAACAGGAAGCUGCGAAGAGGAAUAACCAACCGUAUGCUUCGGACAGAAAGAAUAAUCUGCAGUGAUGUUGCGCAGGGUUACGAGAACGUCCCCAUCCCCUGUGUGAAUGCAGUAGAUGACGAAGGCUGUCCGUCUGACUAUAAAUACGUUUCAGAAAACUGUGAAACUUCAGCAAUGAACAUAGACCGCAACAUUACACACUUGCAGCACUGUAGCUGCACUGAUGACUGCUCGUCGAGUAACUGUCUCUGCGGGCAGCUCAGCAUCCGCUGCUGGUAUGACAAGGACCAGCGGUUGCUUCAAGAGUUCAACAAAAUCGAACCCCCGCUUAUAUUUGAAUGCAACAUGGCCUGUUCCUGUUACCGAACGUGCAAGAACAGGGUGGUGCAGGCAGGCAUCAAAGUUCGUCUUCAGCUCUACAGGACUGAGAAGAUGGGCUGGGGCGUUCGAGCCCUGCAGGACAUUCCCCAAGGAAGCUUCAUCUGCGAAUACGUAGGAGAGCUGAUCUCUGAUGCAGAGGCAGAUGUGAGAGAAGACGACUCCUACUUGUUUGACCUGGACAAUAAGGAUGGGGAGGUGUAUUGUAUCGACGCCCGUUACUACGGCAACAUCAGCCGCUUCAUCAACCACCUUUGCGACCCCAACCUCAUCCCAGUGCGUGUGUUCAUGCUGCACCAGGACCUGAGAUUCCCCCGCAUCGCCUUCUUCAGCUCCAGAGACAUCCACAGCGGACAAGAGCUAGGGUUCGACUACGGAGACCGCUUUUGGGACAUUAAGAGCAAGUAUUUCACCUGUCAGUGCGGAUCAGAGAAAUGCAAACACUCGGCCGAGGCCAUUGCUUUGGAGCAGAGCAGACUGGCUCGACUCGAAGCCUGUCCAGAGGUGGGAGGUGACUGUGGGAUGACCAUGAUAGGAAACUCUUAAAACAAACAAACAAACAAAAACACUAACCCACAUGGACCCGGUUUUUUUUUCGGAUCAACUUCACCUCACCAGUUUUACAUGCUGACAUCGGCAACGGAAAAUACAACUUUGGUUUUUAUCUUAUCAUUCUGUUUUUUUUUGGGUGUAUGGUGCUUUUUUUUUUUUUUUACAUGAAAUGUUAUUUUCCUUUCAAAACUGUCUCUUUUUACAUGUAUCAUUUCCUUUAUGGUAGAGGAUAUGGGCCUUAACAUGUUUUUUUAAACUGUUGAUAUGACAUAUUUUUGAAGAAAACAAGAGGUUUGUGUGCAUACAGUAUGUUUACUGUAUAUCACAAUGUACUUACAGAUGAAGGAUGUGCAUUAGCUCUGUGCCAUCAUACACGUUUAUUUUCUGUUGUGCCAAGAAACAUCAUGAAUUUACACACACAUGUUCCAGUUAAUGGGCUCGUGCUCAUACUGGGCUCCAUAUGGACCUGAGGAAAAAAAGCAUUUCUUAUGUCUAAGUUCACUUUAUUCGUCUUUAUUUUUAUACUUGUUUUUUUUUGUGUCAUGUUUAGUGUAAUAAAUUAGCUCAUGAGUUGAUGGCUCUUGUUGGGCUCUUGUCCCGGUGUGUCUUACUAAAUCUAUAACAUCAUCAUAGCCAGAUAUUAUGUGUGGGUAUGUCUGCAGUGUUCAGAUUGUCAAGUUUUCUAAGAGAUUUUGGAAGUGUUGCCCGCUGCUGUUACUGUCUGAUCAGCAGGGGGCGAGCAACUGCAAAGAAAGAGUGAGAGAUGCUGAGCAGCACUGAGAACAGUCAGAGAGGAAGAUGAAAUGAAGACAUCUCACUCUGCCUCUUUUCUGUUUUUGUUUUUCCUGAGGUUGGUCAUGAUAUAAGGAGAGACAUACAGCAGCAACAAAUACAGAUUUACAUAUUCAAACCAGGCCUAUGAUAAAACAGGGAAAACAAAUGAUAGAUGGAAAUUAAAACAA
Scomber japonicus (chub mackerel) is the source of this 4694-nucleotide messenger RNA. It is a transcript of the gene ehmt2, whose product is annotated as euchromatic histone-lysine N-methyltransferase 2. Gene Ontology annotation, molecular function: p53 binding; histone methyltransferase activity; zinc ion binding. NCBI's taxonomy places the organism in Eukaryota, Metazoa, Chordata, Actinopteri, Scombriformes, Scombridae. The transcript has 28 exons. Bases 1 to 3726 code for a protein of 1241 amino acids. Gene Ontology annotation, cellular component: nucleus. The record is from RefSeq and is a predicted model, not a curated record.